This is a messenger RNA of Verticillium alfalfae VaMs.102, 2415 nucleotides long. RefSeq names its product beta-glucosidase. The transcript has 4 exons. The record is from RefSeq and is a predicted model, not a curated record. Gene Ontology annotation, biological process: glucan catabolic process. Gene Ontology annotation, molecular function: beta-glucosidase activity. The coding region runs from base 1 to 2415 and encodes 804 amino acids. NCBI's taxonomy places the organism in Eukaryota, Fungi, Ascomycota, Sordariomycetes, Glomerellales, Plectosphaerellaceae.
AUGGUUAACAUUACCAGAAAGCUCGCCGUCCUCGGAGGCAUCGGUGUUGCCACAGCCCUCACGGAUGGCGGCCAUUUCGAAACCGUGCCGACAUACCCAACCCCCGAGAGCAUCGGAACAGGCUGGGAGGCUGCUUUCCAGAAAGCGACCGAUGCAGUCGCCAAGUUAAACCUGACACAGAAGGUCGCCUUGACCACUGGUGCCACCAUGGGUUUGUCCUGCAACGGUAACAUCAGCCCAAUCGAGGAGAUUGGCUUCUCUGGGUACUGCUUGGCGGAUGGACCCGUGUCAGUCAGAAUCGCCGACCUGGCAACCGUGUUCCCUGCAGGCCUGACGGCGGCGGCGACAUGGGACCGAGAUCUGAUCUAUCAGCGCGGAAAGGCCCUCGGCGCAGAGUUUCGUGGCAAAGGAGCACAGGUGCACUUGGGGCCCGCGUCUGGCGCCCUCGGGCGUCACCCCCUGGGAGGGCGCAACUGGGAGAGCUUCUCUGUAGACCCAUUUCUCACGGGUGUCGCCAUGGACUUUUCCAUCCGAGGCAUUCAGGAAAUGGGCGUCCAAACCAGCGCGAAGCACUUUAUCGGCAACGAACAAGAGACGCAGCGCUCCAACACCUUCACCGAGGACGGGCUGGAGGUCGCGGCGCUGUCGUCCAACAUUGACGAUCGCACAAUGCAUGAGCUCUACCUCUGGCCCUUUGCUGACGCAGUUCGUGCCGGCGUCGCCUCCGUCAUGUGCAGCUAUAACAGGGUCAACCAGACAUAUGUCUGCGAGAAUUCCAAGAUCCUCAACGGCCUUUUGAAGGACGAGUUGGGCUUUCAGGGGUACGUUGUGUCCGACUGGUUUGCAACCCACUCUGGCGUAGCAUCCGCCGCGGCCGGUCUCGACAUGACCAUGCCAGGAGCCAUGAACAGUGCGGCGACGGCUAUCUUCCCCACGCCGUCCUACUUCGGCGGUAACCUGACGGCGGCCGUGUUGAAUGGCACUUUGACCGAGGAGAAGGUGAACGACAUGGCCCGCCGAGUUCUCACCCCCUAUUUCUACCUGAACCAGGAUGAAGACUUUCCGUCGAUCGACCCAUCAACUGGUUUCGUCUUCGCCAGGACGUACAACUAUCCCGAUAUUUACCUUACUGGAGCUGGAAUGGACCCGAACAAUCCACCGCCUGCUCGGGACGUCCGCGCUAAUCACGCUGAUAUUGUGAGGAAGGUGGCCGCUGCUGGCACCGUCCUCCUGAAAAACACAAAUAAUGUUCUACCCCUUGGUAAACCCAAAAGUGUCGGCGUGUUCGGUAACGGAGCGGCCGAUGUGACGCAGGGCCUGACCUUCACCGGCGAUGACAGCGGGCCUUGGGGUCCCAACAUCGGCGCGCUAUCCGUUGGCGGAGGUUCGGGUGCCGGCCGACACACGCGUCUCAUCUCACCUCUGUUCGCUUUGCGCGGUCGGAUUGAGGACUACGGGGGCAGGGUUCAGUACUUGCUGGACAAUCACAUGAUGGUGGAGGAUGACUUUACGUCAAUCUAUCCCACGCCAGAGGUCUGCUUCGUUUUCCUCAAGACCUGGGCACGUGAAGGCACCGACCGCCUCUCGUUCGAAAACGACUGGAACUCGACUGUCGUCGUAGAGAACGUGGCGCGCCGCUGCAACAACACAAUCGUGAUUACGCACUCUGGCGGCGUCAACACGAUGCCCUGGGCUGACAACGAAAACGUGACGGCCAUCCUGGCCGCUCACUAUCCCGGUCAGGAGAACGGCUACUCCAUUUCGGAUGUUCUUUUCGGCGAUGUCAACCCGUCAGGCCGCCUACCCUAUACGAUCCCGAAGAAGGAGUCUGAUUAUGAUUUCCCCAUCGUCAACAUCACCGGUGACGCAGCCCGUGAUUCAGCGGCGUGGCAGGCAGAUUUCACAGAAGGUCAAUUCAUCGACUACCGCCACUUUGAUGCCAAGAACAUCACGCCUCAGUACGAGUUCGGCUUUGGCCUGAGCUACACGACAUUUGAAAUGGGAUCCAAUGCGACGUUUGAGAGGAAGUGCGCUGGCAUCUCGCCGCUUCCCCCUCAGACGAACGGCACCCACCCUGGCGGCAAUCCAGCUCUGUGGAAGGAGAUUGGCUCCGUGACAGUGACAGUCAGGAACACGGGCGAUGUGGCCGGCGCGCAGGUUGUGCAGUUGUACAUGGCAUUCCCCCAAGCUUCGGUGCCAGAGGGUACUCCUGUGAGCGUGCUGCGUGGGUUCGAGAAAGUGAGUCUGCAGCCGGGAGAGGCCAAAAGUGUGACGCUCCCUCUCCGACGGCGCGAUGUGAGUUUCUGGAACGUCGUUGCGCAGAACUGGGAGAUUCCAAGCGGAGAUUUUGAGUUCCGGAUGGGAUUCAGUUCGAGGGACAUCAAGACAGCGGUCACCUCCAGCUUCGUGGUGUAG